AGCCCGCGGCAUAUCUGUAGUAACUGCUGUAUUGUGUUGAGGUGUGUGCUUGUGGAAGAAACAUGGACCGUAGUACAACGCCAAACAGGAAUGCUAGUAGAAAUAUACCACGUGACAAGCCAGCACUCACAUUAGUUUAAAUUCCUGCGGCAACAGGUAUUCAGCGGCAGGCGCUUCGCUGUGUAGUGUACAAUAUGGACCAAGAUUGUUAUGAAUGAUCUAAAAUAUCUGAAUAAAAUCGGUGUGUGGGAGAGCGUGUGCGUUGUAACUUUACCGUGCAUCGGCAGGUGUGGUGUUGUGGUUUUGAAUUCCCACAGAAAACAGUUUUUGCAGUCUACAGUUUCUAAAACUGAAGUUUAGAAAUAUUACCAUCACAGUGAUUUUGUGAACUGUGUUACUCCUGGUGUCGACUGACCGUUCGAUGACCUCUUGGUGCCCGCUCUUCUACGGUAAGAAUGGCUAUAUUAUCACUUCCACCAUUCCUGCUGCUGACUGUUGCUGUGCUGACUUUGCUACACAGUACAGCCAGCUACCCGUCUGGUGCUCCGUCCAGUACUUGUUCAACUUUGUCUCCAAAGCAUAGCAGUGUACCUGCCCAGCAAAGUUCGUCUCCAUAUGCUGUCACUCCAGGCAAACCCAGUAUUGCUCCUGGCUCGAAACUCAGACUCAUGAUGACAUCAACUACUGGCACACCGUUUAAGGGUUUCAUGCUGCAAGCACGGAAGCCUGAAGGAAGCGACUCUGCGAUUGGGCAAUUCACUGCACUGCCAAACCUUACCAAAACGUUCACCUGUCCAGGAGGGUAUCAGAAUUCACAGAAUACGGUUACACAUGCAGACCCGUCCAAACGGGAUAAUCUGGAGUUUGAGUGGGAAGCACCUGACUACUAUGAGGGAUCUGUAAUAUUUGUUGCCACUGUGGUGCAAGACUUCUCUACUUUCUGGCAAGACGUGAAUUCUGCCCCUAUAACUGUUACGAAACGUGCGGUGGACAACAGCUCGCAGUCAACAGGGAUCUCAACUACAAGACGACCAGUUGUUACAACUCCCAGGGCAACCACCACGCCACCUUCUGUUCCUGAAACUCCACCAAGAAGGGCUUCUGUUAUGAUCGAUCUCAUCUAUGAUGGUUGUGGGUCAAAGAAGACUUGUUUUGGUUUUCCUGGUGGCUGCAUAGACACUAAGUCUUGCACAGCUAUGGUGUCUUGUCUAGUCCAAGGAGACAGAUAUGAAUUUGAAAUGAAAGCAAGGAAUAGUGCUUAUGUUGCAGUGGGUCUGUCCCUGGAUAUGAGUAUGGGUGAAGACAGUGUUGUGGAAUGUGUACAAGAUGGCACAAGUGGAAACAGUGUAAAUGCUUAUAUGUCAUGGAACUCUGGGAAAGAUAACAAACGGCUGACAGUUCAAGAUGGAAUUUCUCUUAAAAAUUCUUCGUUUGUGGAUGGAACAAUUUACUGCAAAUUCAUGAGAGAUCCCAUUACGAAUGUUGAAAACACAGAGUUUAAUCUGGCUAAAGACAAGUACCAUUUGUUGGUAGCAGCAGGGUCUUCUGUUCGUGAAGGCAACGUGGGAUAUCAUGAUAAAGGACGUGCUGCAGCUGAAACCAGACAGUCCUUGGCUGAUGUUAGUAUAGUAUCGGUCUCUUCCAAUUUGCUACUCAGACUUCAUGGUGCUUUCAUGAUUGGAGCCUGGAUUGGUGCUGCUGGAAUUGGGAUUUUGCUGGCCCGUUACUUCAAGCAGACCUGGGUUGGAAACCAGCUUUGUGGAAAAGAUCAGUGGUUUGCAUGGCAUCGAAUGUUCAUGUUGCUGACAUGGGGGUUGACAAUUGCUGCCUUUGUUCUGAUCUUCCUCGAAUUGAAAGAUUGGUCUGCCGAGGACAAUCCACAUGCAAUUCUUGGAUGUGCAACAACAGUGCUAGCAUUUGUGCAACCAAUUGGAGCAGCUUUUCGGCCACAUCCUGAUUCAAGACGGCGACCCAUCUUCAAUUGGCUCCAUUGGCUUGUUGGCAAUGUGGCACACAUACUUGGCAUUGUGACCAUUUUCUUUGCCACAAAACUGACAAAAGCUGAACUGCCUGACUGGAUGGACUGGAUUCUGGUUGGCUAUGUGGCAUUCCAUGUUGCUGUCCAUCUGAUCUUAUCCAUUUCAAGUAUUGUCAGUGAGAGAAACAAUGGCAAGAGAGUGAACUCCUUCCCCAUGAAGGAGAUGACCUCCAGUCGCAGCCCCCUGCAUUCUCCGGAAAGAAAACAGGACUCUCCUCAUUCUUGCUUUCGGAAAUUCAUGUUGGGUGUUUACAUAUUGGUGAUUCUGUUACUGGUGGCUGCCCUUAUCAUCAUCACAGUCUUUGCUCCCAUUGAGGACAGCUGGGUGAAAUUUCAGAACAUGAUUGCACCAAAUAACACACAGGGACAGUAAAUAUAUUCUACAGAUUUACAACAGAAAUGAAAUUCAGCUUUUAGUGUCUUUGUGUUACAUCAAUUCUGUGUUUGCUCUGAUACAAAGAAGGUUCAUUUUACCAAAAGAAUACUCUGCGUUACAGGUAUGUUUAUUUUUUUAGUUCUAUGUUGCAGUGUUGUCAGUGUACUGUAAUAGUUGUUUGUGUUGGCUCCAUUAAUGAAUAUAGAGUGGUGAGUGUUAUGCAUAUUGAAGUUAACUAGAUGGUUUGUGUGCAAGAGGAAAAGCAGCAGGUUUCACAUCAUUUGUAACAUGAAAAAAGUGUUUUCUGGCCUGAAUACAACAAUACUAAACCAUAAGGUGCUGUUUUGAUGGUGCAAUACAAUUUAUUACUUGUUUUUUAAAGAACUAAACAUUCAUAAUUCAAACGAAUAAGUCUUCUGUUUUCAAAGAAGAACUGAAAAUUUAGUUCAGUAUUACAUUAUAAAGACUACAGUGAACAAUGGAAUUAAGGAAAUGUAUAAACAAGCAGUAUAAUUGGUGUCAUUUUUGUAUAAUUUCUAUAUCAUAUAUAACAACUUUUACAAGAACAAUAUUUGUGAAAAUGAUUUAACUUGAUAUAAAUGUGUCAAUGUUGUAGUGCAGUUUGCAGGGUCUCCAAAAAUAAAUUAUACAGUUUUAAAUGCA
Molecule: messenger RNA, 3077 nt
Organism: Cryptotermes secundus
Lineage: Eukaryota; Metazoa; Arthropoda; Insecta; Blattodea; Kalotermitidae
Product: putative ferric-chelate reductase 1 homolog
Exons: 12
Coding region: 456-2411 (651 amino acids)
Molecular function (GO): oxidoreductase activity, acting on metal ions
Source: RefSeq, a predicted model, not a curated record